Molecule: messenger RNA, 1677 nt
Organism: Euleptes europaea (tarantolino)
Lineage: Eukaryota; Metazoa; Chordata; Lepidosauria; Squamata; Sphaerodactylidae
Gene: CCNP
Product: cyclin P
Exons: 9
Coding region: 1-1677 (558 amino acids)
Biological process (GO): regulation of cyclin-dependent protein serine/threonine kinase activity; mitotic cell cycle phase transition
Cellular component (GO): centrosome; nucleus; cyclin-dependent protein kinase holoenzyme complex
Molecular function (GO): cyclin-dependent protein serine/threonine kinase regulator activity
Source: RefSeq, a predicted model, not a curated record
AUGCUCUCUGUCUCCUCUUCAGCCGGAGGCAGUAUUACCUUUGCAGAGGAAAAGGCCGAAGAGCCCCGGGAGCCCCUGAGAAGCACCAACGGCCAGCGCGGAGCCAGGCAGGUGAGUGCCGGAGGCUGUCGGGGAGCUCCCAGGGCCGCGAUCCCAGGGCCGGGUCUCGGAGUCGCCCCAAGCGGGCCUACUCAGGCGCCCACCCGCCUCUCUGCGGGGAGCGUCACAGGGUGCGGGGCAGAAAGCCGCCCCCCCCGACUGGUUAAGGCCCCGAUUCAAGCGCGAGGGGGUGAGGGUGGUCCUGGCUGCCCGGCCGUUGGCGCCUUCGGAAGACCAGCCAGGGCUCCUUACCUGUGGAACGUCUGCCUGGCGCCUGAGGUGGAGGCCCAGAUGAGCAACGACCCGCCUCCGCCUCCUCUUCGCUGCUCCUUCCCGGCGGCGCAUCCUGCAGGGUCGAGCGGGCGCUUCCCCGGCGCUGCUGGUCCCUCCGACGGCCGCGGAAGGAAAUUCGGCCUCGAGGGGCCGGCGGCUUCACACGUGCCAGCCAUCACGAGAGCAGCUGGGCGUGCGGGGCAUUUGGGCUGCGGGGCUCUGCUGGCGCGGCGGUUUGGGGCGCCCCCUCCCCGCUGCCCGGGGCCCACUCCUGCUCUCCGCCUGGCUUUCCUCUCCAAGAAGGCCCUGCAGCGCCGGGGGAGGGAUGGAGCGCCGCAGAAGGCGGGGGCCGCCUGCCCCACCCACGCCGCCGCCGCGGAGAGCCCUCCGAGGAGAGCGGCCCCGCUCUCCGCGACCCUGGGCCGGGCGCUGGCCCAAGCCAUGAAGCGGAUGGACAUGGGGGUGGAGCAGCAGUACGCCUACGACAUCUUCCGCAGCCUGAUGCAGGAGCAGCGGCGCUUCUCCUUCCGAGCCUCCGACGUGCCCCGGGCCAUGACUGCGGAGAGGCGGGCUCUGCUUGUCGAUUGGCUGGUGCAGGUGCACGAGUACCUGAAGCUGGCAGACGACACGCUCUACUUGGCCGUCUACCUCAUGAACGCUUACCUGAGAAGGAACCAGGUGCGGGUGGCCAGACUCCAGCUCAUCAGCAUCACCUGCCUCUUUCUGGCCUGCAAGGUCGAGGAGCGCACCUGCCCCCAGCCCCCCCAGCUGUGCUUCAUGAUGGAGGACUCGUUCAGCCCAAAGGAGCUCCUCUGCAUGGAGCGCAAAAUCCUCUCCCACCUCCACUUUGAGCUGCACUAUGCCAACCCCAUGCCCCUGCUUCGCCUGCUGGCCGAAGUGGACUGUGCCAGCCUGGAGGUCCAGUGCUUGGCAAUGUAUUUUAUGGAGCUUUCCCUGAUGGAGGCAGACACGGUGGGUGUUGAGCCGGCUCGGCUAUCCAUUGCUGCCCUGUGCCUGGCGCAGCGAGUCCUGGGUGAAGGGUGCCCUGUAGGCUCACAGACCCCACAGGAAGAUUCCCCCAAACUCCACACAUACAGUGAGUCAGAGCUAUCUGUGGUGUAUCCAUCUAUGGCCCGGGCUGCCAUUCGGGGCCCCAGCUCCACCCUCCACGCCACCUUCCGGAAAUACUCCAGGCCUCAGAAGCUCUGUGCCAGCACCAACCCUGCCCUCACUGACUCUGCCUACUUGAGAGGCUUCCUGGGAAGCCCUGCCACUCUGAAGCAGGAUUGCCUGGGGGCUUCCUGA